AUGCCUCACGAUCUAAGGACCGGCGUUGAGGAAGAUCAUAGUAACAGAAUCACAGAGUCGGACACUUCAGCAGAACAGAGAAUCCAGCUCUCAGAUGAAAGGUCGAUCAACCACGACGACCACGACAUCAAUGGCCUGACGAAAGGCGUCGAAUACGCACGCACCACUACCUCCACCGUUUUGCAUAGCAAUGAGCUGCCGUCGAACUGGAACGCCCCCGAUGGACUUGGCGGAUGUACAGUGCACAAGACUGUGUUCACCAAUACAGACAAGACUUCUGGUAAGGCCAUCACGAAGACCAGUCUGGUGACCACGACCGUGAAGGCGACCGAUGGAAAGCGCAAGGUUGCAGAAUUGGUCGAGGUCGAAGUCGAGCAGUGA
Molecule: messenger RNA, 381 nt
Organism: Fulvia fulva
Lineage: Eukaryota; Fungi; Ascomycota; Dothideomycetes; Mycosphaerellales; Mycosphaerellaceae
Exons: 2
Coding region: 1-381 (126 amino acids)
Source: RefSeq, a predicted model, not a curated record